Maudiozyma barnettii is the source of this 2400-nucleotide messenger RNA. RefSeq lists its product as uncharacterized. NCBI's taxonomy places the organism in Eukaryota, Fungi, Ascomycota, Saccharomycetes, Saccharomycetales, Saccharomycetaceae. The record is from RefSeq and is a predicted model, not a curated record. The coding region runs from base 1 to 2400 and encodes 799 amino acids. The transcript has 2 exons.
AUGCUUCCUCACCUAAAGAUAUUGAUAAUUUUAUUGUUUUACCAAUGUCACAAAUUUGUGUCCGGAGCAAAUAUAAAUGUCAACACAUUAUCGAAAGAAGAGUUUUGUCCAGGGUUCGAUAAAGAAUCAACGUCACCAUUCCUGACUGAAUAUACAAAAACAAUGAAUGAUUGUAUCUCCAGGGAAUUAGAAACCCAAUUUGAUUUCUGUAGUUCAUGUGUCGUUUUAGAUGAAAACAACCCUAAAACGAUUAACAAUUGUUACUGUGUUCAAUGUGCAAUGAGUGCAUUAACAACAAAAUGUUUGGAUGAUCUUCAUAUCGACAAGGAACAUUUUAUCAGAUUACAGACUUUAGUAAAUUCGUUUCCAAAUAUUUCACCUGCACAAUUAUUACAAAAUGAACAAGAAGAUUUGAAAACAAAGAGAGAUCAUUUACAACAAGACAGAGUUCAAUUGCAAUGUAGAGCAUUGUCCAAAAAAGAAAAAUCUCAUCUCAUUGAGUCGUUGCUGUAUACGCUUCAAACAGGUCAUAAAAAUAUGAAAGCCGGCAUUCAUAGAGGGAAGAGGUUCAUCCCUCAUUGGAGAAAGAAGGCAAAAUAUACUAAGGACACAAUAUCUAUCGUCACCUCGAGAUCAACUAAUGCUUUCACCAAAUAUUGGCCUGUAGAUAAAACAUCGGCCUCGAAUUGCUUGACCUCGUCUAGUGGCUGUUCUAACCUUCAAAGUACUUCUCAUAUUACCGAAAUUUAUGAACCUGAAACCACUACAUAUUUUGAACACCCUUCAUCAUCAACAGCAGUUUUGCAAAGUAAAACUAGUCCAGGUACAAAGACAGAGAUAAAUGAGUUGGACAAUAUUGAGAAAUAUAAAUUAUUGAGAAAGACGAAAACUGAGAUAGAAACUGAAACAGAAACUGAGACUGAAAUAGAAACUGAGACUGAGACAGAAACUGAAACCCAGAUAGAGACAGAAACUGAAACUGAAACUGAAAGAGAAACAGUAAGAGAAACAGAACGAGAAACAGUAAGAGAAACAGAAAGAGACACUUCAAUUUCAACCUUAACCGAACAAAAAUCUUUCCUUGUGGUAGAAACUAAAACUAAAACUGUACCAUUGACAGCAAAUGCAACCGAAACUACAAUAACUACUUCUACAACAACAUCGAUAACAACUGUGACAUUGACUCCAACUGGAAAAGAAACAAAGACAGAGACAAAGGUUGAUACAGUCACUGAAAAGAAGAUUAUUUUAGGACCAAAAAUAGAGACUGAAACUGAAACUGAGACUGAAACUGAGACUGAAACUGAGACGGAGACUGAGACUGAGACUGAUACAUUAACUAAAACAGAAACAGUACAUCAUAUCCAGACAAUUAUAGCUUACAUAACUGCUACUGAAUAUGAUACAAAAACUGAUGAAAAGACAAAGACGAAAUACAAGUACAUAUUUGAUACUGUAACCGAGUCGUAUUACCAAGGUGCUACUCAAAUAAAAUAUAAACAUGAUUUUGUUACAACGACAGAGACAGAAAUCGAUGAAAAAACCAGAGUAGUUAAGAUUGCCAAAAAGACUAUUACAGAUUAUGACACAGAUUAUAUUACAGAAACUGAGACUAAGUUCAAGAUAAAGACUAAGACUCAAACUUCAGUAUCUACAACAACCGAAAAAAUAUUUAAAUUUAAAAAGAAAUUUAAAACAAUAACCUUAACUGAUCUAGUUACUAAAACAAAUACAGAAACUACUACCAGUACAAAGACUAAAAAGAUAUGGAUACCAAGAGUUAGUACUGUAACAUUACUUUCGACCACAACAUUUACUACGACAGCUACCGUCACCGCUACGGUUACAGUAAAUCCACCAGCCGGUGUAGUUGGAAACCCAAUGUUUGCUGGGUCACAACCGCAUAAUGGCUUCAAAUUUAAAAUAUUCAACUCAACAGAUGAUGGAGAAAGUUAUAAAAAGGGAAUAAGAAAGCAUGUAAUACAGAGCCUUCCAAAGGUUGAAGAAAAUCCAAAGAUUUCUGGCAAGAAUCACAAAAGAGAGCAAUUAGAUAUCACCAAGCAAGAUUUAACUUUCGAUAUUUCCUCAAAUAAAUCGCCAAAUAUUAGCAAUAAUUCCAAUCCAUAUAUUCCAGCUACAUCUUUUGCUCCUUUGGCUUAUGGUGAUAAAUAUGUUCCAACAGCAAUCAUUUUCUCUAUUCUCACAGUUGGUACUCUAAUGCUAUUCUCUACAUUACAACUCUCUGAAGCUAAUAGUACAGCCCCAGAAGAUAGCAUCCAAUUCAGAAGAGAAAGCAAGGUUGCAUGUCAAAAUGGGGAAGACAGAAUUAAUAGUAUUAAUGAAUUAACUAAAAAAAGAGGUAUACUACAGGAAGUGGUGCAAAACCUAACCGUUGAUUGA